AUGUCGAAUCGUGGCGAAGCGUUGGACCCCGAGGUCUUCUGCAUCGGGGACCUAGAGGAGAAAGGGUCUAAGAAGCUACCCAAGGUGUAUAGAGACUACUACAAUGAUGGAUCCAUGGAUAUGCUGAGUCUCCUCGACAAUAAAACAGCCUUCGACCGAUACAAGCUACGGCCACGAGUGCUCCGAAAUGUCUCUGUCGUAGACCCAUCGACCACCAUCUGCAACACGCCAGUGUCUUUUCCCUUCGGAUUUUCCCCAGCCGCUUUGCAGAAAAUCGCGCAUCCAGACGGAGAAGUGGGAACUUCACAAGCGGCAGCAGCAAUGGGAGUUCCCAUGGCGCUGUCAGCCUAUGCAACUCAUCGACUGGAGGAUGUAGUAGCAGAAGGGAAAGGAAAUCCAUAUUUCAUGCAAGUCAACUUCUUGAUGAACAAGGAUAUCAUGAUAGAUAUCUUGAAACGUGCAGAAAGUAUCACUCUUCCGGUUCCUUAUCGAUGCCCCCCCAUCUAUGGGAUGCGCCACAAUGAGGGCAGAAACAAGUUUUCCUUGCCAAAAGGAAUUGAGUACCCCAACAUGGCACCAGGCGUUGAUAUCAAGUUUGAUACCGAAGAAGAGCAUCCUCUAGCUUACGCCUCAACUGGGAGGAGGCAGUGGGAAUUUAUGCGCAAGCACACAAACCUGAAGGUCUGGAUGAAAGGAGUGUAUACGCCAGAAGAUGUCGCCUUGGCAAUUACCCACAGUCUGGACGGAGUGGUGAUUUCUAAUCAUGGCGGUCGUCAGCUGGACAGUGUACCUGCUACGUUAGAUGCACUCAGAGAAUGUGCGCCAGUGGCUAAGGGAAAGAUAGCAAUCGCAAUUGACGGUGGUAUUCGACGUGGCAGUGACACCUUCAAAGCACUUGCGCUGGGCGCGGACUUCUGCUUUGCAGGGCGAAUUCCCAUUUGGGGUCUUGCGUACAAUGGCUCUGCUGGAGUGCAACUUGCCCUCCAAAUUUUAUACAGGGAAUUUAAGCAGGUGAUGGGACUAGCAGGGUGCAGGAAUGUGAGCGAGAUUUCUCGCGAUCAUCUUUCCGUAUUGGAUUGCAAGGGAGUUCUGUCCAGAUUAUGA
This is a messenger RNA of Aspergillus caelatus, 1104 nucleotides long. Its product is annotated as alpha-hydroxy acid oxidase. NCBI's taxonomy places the organism in Eukaryota, Fungi, Ascomycota, Eurotiomycetes, Eurotiales, Aspergillaceae. The coding region runs from base 1 to 1104 and encodes 367 amino acids. The transcript has 7 exons. The record is from RefSeq and is a predicted model, not a curated record. Gene Ontology annotation, molecular function: oxidoreductase activity; FMN binding.